CCGGAAACUUGUCCCCGCCGCAAUCCAAAAGCAAUCGCAGACGUCGAGCAGCAACUUCCAUGAGCGACUCCCCGCCGCCACCGCCACCGCCUCCUCCUGCAUCACCGAAAGAAUCAGUAGCGCCUCCACCACCUCCACCUCCGAGCGAUGCCCCAACACCUCCAUCUCCUCAACCUCCAGCGGCAGCAGCAUCCGGACCUCCACGUUUAGGUCGAUCGAGUUCGAUCGUGCCGGCGCCAUCGUCCAAACUUCUCAUGUAUGCUCCGUUGGACGCACCAGACGAUUUGGAUCGGAACUGGGUGUGGCAUUUCAUGACGGCACAAAAGCACCUGGUCCAUCCUGGGGACCUCGCGAGCUACGACAAGUGGCAAGCAGUCGAGGGAUUUGAAAAGCACACGGCAAUCGUGUACGGCUUGCUCACGGACCACAAGGAGAUGUACUGGGGAUUGCUUCAGAAGCUCUGGGCCGCAAAUACUGCUCUGAAGGACAAGUCGUUGCAAGGACUCCACGCGCUCAUCGACAUUCGUUUCCUCCGCCUCACGUCUUCAUGCCGCGCCAACUUGCUCUGGCUCCUUGAGCAGUGCAUCCGCGACGGCAUCAAUGUCGACGCGCUCUUGAUCGUUUUCAUGCGGUACAUCGGAGUCCCGUUCGGCGAAAUCGAGCCACAGCCGCUCGAGUGGCUCGUGCGGGUAUUGAAGUCCCAUGCGAUAUGGGAUUCCAUCGUUCCCCACGUUACGUUCACCCUGCUGAGCAUCGUCCCCGAUCUCCACACGGCAAAACCCGGUCAUGCUAUAACUACUCAAGUGAUCCAGCAGGUGGUGGCGCUGCACGCCACCCAUGCAAGCGCGAUGGCUCUGGGCGGGCGCGAGCUCGUCCGACUUCUGGACGAUGCGCGGGAGAUUCCUGAGCUGGCGCCGAUUCUGCAGGCAAUGCAAACCAGUCCGACGCCGCUGCUUCCAACGCCGCCCAAAUUCGUUGUGUCCCGUCUGACAUUCAAGAUGCACGAGCAACUUCGAUUUGUCCUGGACAAAGUCGCGCACGUGUCGGCCCAUCGGUACCAAAAGUGGUUCCAGGCAUCGUUCUUGCACGUCCAGCCGAGCGACGGCCGCAUUGCCGACAUCGUCCGGUUUGUGUGCGUCGUGCACCAACCGACCAACCAGGCCGUGGAAGCAAAGAUGACGCCGCGAUACCACAUCCUGGGCUGGCUGCUGCUGCUCAACAAAAGCCCGUCGGCCAAGGCCCGCGUGCUCCACGCGAUGUUUUUCGACUUUUUCAACUACUCCCAAGACGUCCCCGUGCUGCAUUUGGAGCCUGCGAUGAUGCUACUCCUGAAAUCGACCAAAAAUCGAAACCAUGCCAUGGUCCAAGACAUCGUGACCUUUCUCGUCACCCGCAUGGAGCAGUCGCCAGACGUCGCGGCCAAGGUGUCUGCCGCCAUCUCGGCGCUCAUCAAGGUCGGGAUGAUGCGGAAUCUCGUACCGCUCGUCGACUACCUCCACGAGUUCAACCCGACCCUUGGCAAGCAGUGCCAAGACUUGUUGCCGGCGCACUUUAACGCACGGCCACCAGGAAAUACCGCGCAUUCAAACGUGACGGCAUCGCCAAACCACUCGAACUCGCCGCUGCACAACGCGUCACUGCCCCCGCGUACGCACGCGUCGCCGCACUCGUCGCCGCAGCACUCGCACUUGACGUAUCCACGACCGACGUCGUCGCCGCAGCGGCCAAACGUGUCGCCCAAGUUUCCAUCUCCGUCGUCUUCCCCGACAACUUCGCCGAACCAGCGGCGGGCUCCCACGUCGUCGCCGUCCGACGACGGCGAUGCCGGAGCCAACUGGACCGAGCAAUCGUUCCUGGACGAUCGAAAAGCUGGUCAGCUGUCGCCCCAUCGGCCCGUGGAGGUACCAAUUGCUGCGACACCCACGACCGUCCUGGUCAUCCCCGAGUCGUUGCAAGCAUUUCAAGACGUCGUGGUUGCGCUGCAGCUAGUUCAAAGCGAUGUGGAAAAGAUGAUUCCAGCGUUGGCCCACGUCUUGUCCAUGUGGAGCCACUUGCCCAAUGCCGUGGCCAUCAGCGCCGACCUCGGUGGCCUCGUCUACAAAUGCUUGGAGCGGUCGUUUCUCACGUCGACGACUAUGCCGCAGUUUGUGCUCGAUCAGUGUUUGCAACGGCCGCCGCAGCUGUAUCUGCCCCUCUUGCACGGCAUGUACAAGCAAGACUCGGUGCUGUCGUCCCGCCUCCUCGCCCACUGCUGCAUCCACGACAACUUGGCGCCGUACGUGUCGUUUUGCGAAGUCCUCGGCCAAAGCGACAUCGCGCAUGCCAUUCUCCAAGACGUUGGGUUGUGCGCGCACUUGGACGAAGCGUGUGCGCUCGCGUGCUCGCUCUUGCAGGUGCCGUAUGCAGGAAAUGUCGCGGUUGAAACCACAUGCCUUCGCGUCGUACCAUAUCUGUUUCAACAUGCCCCUGCAGCGUACAUGCCGCGCGUCGACGCCCUCGUUCGCGCGCUUGUGUCGGUCGCGACGCCGACGAUGCUCGCCAAGCUCAGCAUGCGCUUGCUUCUCAAGGACUUUUCCAUGUUUCGCGACCACCAAAUCACAAACGUGCUCGUGAGCUCGCUCCAGUGGAACUCGUGGGAGCAGUGGGGCGUAUGGGAGCUCGUCGCGUCCGAGUGGGAGGCCAAGAAGAAAGACAAAGCAACUGUGGCCGCGCUGCGAAAAGUGCUCGCGUGCGUCGACCCGCACACGCACGGCGAAGCUCUCAGUGGCAUCUUGCGGCUGUUGGUGCAAGUCACGCCCGACAUGGCGUUGUUUCAUUGCGUGAUCAAGCUGUCGGAUGCAUUCGAUCCGUUUCCAUGCAGUGUGCUAUCGAUCUGGUCAGACAAGGCGCUCGCGACCGUGCAGUCGUUUCUAGUCGUGGUAUUGCGGGAAAACCAGGGCAAAGAUGCGCUCGACGUGUGUCGGCAACUCAACAAGGUGCCGUCGACAAACGCAUUGCUCCAAGACUCGGACAUUCGAGCGGCGCUGCUCUCGUUGCUCGGAAACGAUCCCACGACGGGCGAGUCGUUUCCCGUGCUGUUUGGACAACUCGCGUCGGCAGCGGACACGACCACCGCCACGUCAUCGCACGGCGCCCCCGUCGCCAAGAAGCCUCGCCUUGACCCGCCACCAUCGCUUUAACUUCGAUGACAUCGUCUGCAAUAUCUCCUAGUGCCGUGACCGA
Molecule: messenger RNA, 3222 nt
Organism: Aphanomyces invadans
Lineage: Eukaryota; Oomycota; Saprolegniomycetes; Saprolegniales; Verrucalvaceae
Exons: 13
Coding region: 60-3179 (1039 amino acids)
Cellular component (GO): cytoplasm
Source: RefSeq, a predicted model, not a curated record